AUGAUGUUUUCUACAAAGAUUAAGGUAUAUUCAAAAUAUAUGGAGACAAUAUUAGCACCUAAUGGUUUCCAGGGGCCUACCAGUGGUUUGGAUAUCAAUAAAUGGAAGCAUUACCCUGGUAAUGAUAAUGUAGCUUUUAGUUUGUUUGCUAAGGACAACUGCAUCGUUGUUAAGCUCGUUUUGCAACAUUCUUUUACCCUUGAAGAAAUCUCUUUCCCAAUCAAUGAUAGUACAAAUACUAUCCAAUUCACUGAGAUGGCUCCUGCACUCUCUGUAAAGUAUCUUGGAUUCCAAAAUGAAAAUAGGGUGAUGAAUAGGUUCCAGGUUGUGUUCAAUACUGUUGAAGAUUUUGAAAGGGUUUCAUCCAUUUUAAAAUAUCUUAAAUGUGCAAUUAAAAUUGCAAAGACAACAGGGCAAUACAAACCUAUCGAAAGGCCUAUUCAACAAAUAAUAAGCUCUAAUUUAAACAAUGAAGUUAGUUUAAACCAGGGGAGAACGGCUUGGGAUAACAAUGAUACUCAAUCAAAUUUAAAUCUAUAUAACAAUAAUGUCAUGGGAAAUAAUUUAGAUUUCCAUUCAGAGAAAAGAAGAGACACAAUUGGCAUAAUUGAAACACAAUUACAAGACAGCCAGUAUUUCAGUGAAUAUAGUGGAGAAAAUAUUGGAAAUUAUUUUGAUAAAAUGAAUGUUAAUUUGAAUAAUUCACCGGGUUCAAUUAAGGCCUUUGCAACCAAUAACACUACUAUUGACAAGAAAAAUCUACUAGCUAAAUAUAGUGGAGCUGAAAUAGAUUACAGUUUGAACAAUGCCACCACUGGUAUUUAUAGAAAGAAACCAUUAUUACAAGAGAACAAUAGUCCUUCCCAAGAAAACAAUAUGACACUGGCACAUGCAAAAUCCCAGACAGCAAAGUCAGCCAGCAAUAUAGAAAUAGAUAAUUCCCAAGUUUCAAAUAAAUUAGAUAGGGAUAUCUUAUUGGAAGGUUCAAAUAAAGCAAUGCUUAAUAGUACUUAUAAUUUUAAAAUAUCAGAAGAUAGAGGUAUCACAAAAGAUUAUAACAAGACUACAAGUGCUAAUGAAAAAAAUGUUGUCAAAAAUUGCCCUGACAAUGAGUCUGGAAACUCAGAUAAUAUACUUCAAAAUAAUCUAGAUAAGGAAAAUAUUCAAAAGGGGAUAGAUGAAAUCGAUUCUAGUUAUUUGGAUAAUAGCAAAACAUCUACAAACUUACCGAUUGAACAGAAGGGAGCAGCACUAAGAGACAUACGUAUUUCAAAGGUUUUGAUUAAGAGAAAGCUUGGCGAUGAGAAGUUCAAUAGAUGGGUACGUAAAGAUAUUUUUUUUGAAAUUACAGUGUAUUUUUACUAA
Molecule: messenger RNA, 1365 nt
Organism: Vanderwaltozyma polyspora DSM 70294
Lineage: Eukaryota; Fungi; Ascomycota; Saccharomycetes; Saccharomycetales; Saccharomycetaceae
Gene: REC114
Product: Rec114p
Exons: 1
Coding region: 1-1365 (454 amino acids)
Biological process (GO): reciprocal meiotic recombination
Source: RefSeq, a predicted model, not a curated record